This is a messenger RNA of Lolium rigidum, 876 nucleotides long. RefSeq lists its product as uncharacterized. Lineage: Eukaryota; Viridiplantae; Streptophyta; Magnoliopsida; Poales; Poaceae. The transcript has 3 exons. The coding region runs from base 64 to 876 and encodes 270 amino acids. Gene Ontology annotation, cellular component: chloroplast stroma. Gene Ontology annotation, molecular function: intramolecular lyase activity; fatty acid binding. The record is from RefSeq and is a predicted model, not a curated record.
UUCUCCUGUUGCCAAACUCGAGGUCUGGUGACUUGGUUUAAGGACUUCUGAAGUCGCAAAACUAUGAAACCUGAUUGGACCUUUUUUUCCAAGCUUGAUCACAACGGAGGAUAUCUGCAUAAGUUCCCAGCAGACUCUCUGAUAUCUCAUGAUACCGGGUUGAGAUUAAUAGCACAGGUCGGAACACUAGUCGAGAGUUCCUUUCAGAAUCCCAGACAUAUAUGUUCUGCAGGAAGUGGUGCAGUUCAGGAGGUGUUUGGCUGCUUCAACAAAGUUGCGGGGGCUUUCUAUUUCUGCCUUUCCAGAGCAUCAAAUCCCAAGAUCUUACAUAGCUUGUCUGCUAUUGCAGGCUCUGGUUCAAGAGCCUGUCAGUCACAAAUAAAACAAGCGACCUCUUGCCUGCAGCAUUUCGCUGGGUUGCAGUUUGGUUCUCGAGUAAGAGAAGAGCGUGCUAUACAGAUGCUCUUAGCCAGGCUUGCAAAUGUGACAUUUGGGCAACUCUGGAAUGACAUGGAGGAGCGACAGGCCUGUAACAUUCUUAUGCUAGCUGCUUCUUCUGUGAUACCACCAUUUGAAAACAUAUCACCAAAGAUGCUCCUGGAUUCAAUUACUUUGGGAAAAGAUGGUACACAAAUCAGAGAACAUAUGGAUCAGCCAUAUUUGGAAGAAAGGCGUCCAGGUUGUGCUCGUGUUGCUGUGCCAAGAACAAUCUUGCCAGAAGAUGUGACAGAACCAACAACAGGAAUCAAGUUCCCUACCCUUCUUGAGGACAAUUCAAACCCAACUGCAGAGGUACUUGUUGGGAUGGGUAUUAGGAGCAUGCGGAUAAUGCGGGUAAAAAAUCUGAAUGUCUAUGCCUUUGGAUUAUGUGAGUAA